This is a messenger RNA of Notodromas monacha, 2512 nucleotides long. The record is from the annotation of a GenBank genome assembly. Lineage: Eukaryota; Metazoa; Arthropoda; Ostracoda; Podocopida; Cyprididae.
GGCAACCUUCAAACACUGUAAGACUAAUUUCAGGCAUCUAAAAAAAAAGUGCAGUUCACCACAAAACAAGCACCCAUUGCAUUCAUUAUAACCAAACCUUCACAAAGUCAGUCUCCCCUAUACAUCAUUAUGAAACUAAAGUGAACAUCUUAAUCCCUUGAUAAUGAUGAUGCCAGUUGUUCAACCUUCCUUGAUAUCUUUCACUAUGCUUCUCACAUGUCAGCCAACUGUGAUCUCGCGUCCUUACGUCAGGCCAAAGUGGAGCAAUGUGCCAUGGAUUGGGCAUCAGUCAAAACCAAUUUACAUCACUCCUGAACCCGUUUACUAUGACCAAGGUCAGGAUGAAAACUGGCAACGAAUCAGGGCCUCUAACCCUGAAAUGAAUCUGGAAAAGAUCCUCAUCCGUCCAGCAGCAAUUAUUGAAGAUGAGCCACAACAGGAGACUCCACAGCAGCAGGUUUUGGACGAUACGGAAGCCGGGAAAAAUCUAAGCGUCACUUUUUCUAAUAUGGUGGAAAAAAUUGGGUCAAAUCCAUCGACUCCUUCGGCUUUGAAGGAUGCACCAGUUGGAAGAAAGCGUCCAAAUGAUGAUUUGCCUGAAAGCGUGAAAGAUGCCUGGAAGGAUCGAACUUACUACAUCAAUCCCUUGUAUUGGUUGGAAUAUCCCAAAAGAAGGAAGGACAGCAAUGAAGUGCCAAGUCCCAUCAAUGAGUCCAGAGAAAUAAGGUCAACUCCUGCUACAGCCACUGAAGACACUAAAGCUGAACUUCAGCAAGGCAUGGAAGCUGUCAGAAGAGAAAUAUCUAGGUUAGGGGGAAAUCAAGGGUCCACUAAACCAAUCCUACCAAUAACACCCACAGAGGACCCCCUAGAAAGACUUCUGCACACCUCAGCACUGCUCCCAGAAGAAAACCUAUUCCCUCCAAAGGAAACUGACACCAGCAAUGACUAUUCUACAAUCAGUCACAAACACAGGACAACUGGGUUCACAGUUCCAGAUAUAGACCCACUUUUGUCUGCCCCAGAAUUCAGAGCUAUGUUGGGGGAUGAAGAGGAGCCCAGUAUUCAUGACACUGUUUCAACACCCGCGCCGUUAUUUCUACCCCCAACGAGGCAUCAAAGAAUACAGGAUGACAAUAUCGUAGAGCAUAUUCGACCUGUGACGGUGAAUGCGAGCUCUAAACGACAUGGCGCCGGCGCAGACCGCGCGCACACGCGCAAACCGGAGAAGGGAACACGGAGUGACAUCUGUCCCAAGAAGUCCAUAGAUUUCUUCGAAGGAGUUCCUUUCUGGCUCGGCGCCAGCAUCGGAAUCCUCGCGACAUUCUUCCUCUUUGCACUCUACGACCAAGUCAGGCGAUGCUCUUCGUCAUCGUCGUCACAGCGACACCAAGGAGGCGCCACUGUGACGCAGGCAAUGCUCAGUGAAAAGCCCAAAGUAUCCCAGACGCAAAACAGUGGCGGUGAUGCGAGGACGCGAGCAGGUGGCGCUGCUCAUCGAUUCCAGCAGCACAUGACCUCGGCGUCGACAUCUAGCGGAUUGCUCAGCAUCGCUGCCGAGCGACUCAAGAAGCGCUUGUUCAAGUCUUUGAUGAAACACGGCGGUGACUCUACGAGUGUCAGCGCGGCAAAACCGCGAAACAUCACCAACGAAUCCUUUGGCUUUGGACACCGACAGCCUGACGACGAUUGCUCCAGUUCCGACUCGGAAUCGAUUGAUGUGUUUGCGCCGCAUUAUGCGGGCUCGAGGACAGACUUUGGUUGUGUGCAGAAUUGCGAGGCUCGCCGAGUCGCCGAUUUCUGCGCAAUGGCCAACUCCGUGACCCAGAAACCUCAGUGAAGAAAUAUACACGUCAACCCUGUCCAAAACACGAGUGGGGCCUCUGCUGCUGUUGCGCAAUGGCCCCGGAGAUAGUGUUAUUUUUCACGGUCACGGUUGCCUCGCGGAUACAGGACAGAAGAACAGCCUUCACACAGCUUCCCCGGGCUCGUCACGUCCUCAAAAAAUAAAUUAAUACAACAAGAAAUAAAUGCAUUGAAAAAAAAAGGUGGACGAGGGAACACGAAAGUCCAUCAUCACAUCCUUCUUUGGCAUCCACGACCCAGCAGAAAAGAAGCCACGGGCGCAUCAAACACGCGCAUUACAUGUACACACAGGAUUUCUUUUCCUGUGUCAAAGAGGCCGAAAGUUUAAACGGAAGUCUUUGACCUUUCAUCAAGAGAAGAAGGAAAGAGAGAUCUGGUCCUGACCUAAUUCCACGUUUUGCUGCGUAUCCCUGGGCCUCAAUUUUACUGACUGCGAGAGGUGUGUCAUGGACGUGAGUCAAGAUCAAAAUGCGACGUCAACAUAAUCUCUUUUCAUAUUUUAUUUUACUUUUUCUCUCUCUCUCUCAUCCAAUUUGUUCCAGAAGUCCUUGUUCCACUUCUUUCUUUUCACAGCAAUGACCGGGUGCAUAAGGAAUCGGACAACUGAACUCGCUUUUCUUUGACACGAAAUAAAAAAAAACCUCAG